GUGACGGCGUCUCCCCGCCCUCUCACCCCGCUGCCUCUGGGUUUUGGGAAGAUGGCGAAGAUCUCAGAGCUUUACGAUGUCACUUGGGAAGAAAUGCGAGAUAAAAUGAGAAAAUGGAGAGAAGAAAACUCACGAAAUAGUGAGCAAAUUGUGGAAGUUGGAGAAGAAUUAAUUAAUGAAUAUGCCUCUAAGCUUGGAGAUGACAUUUGGAUCAUAUAUGAACAGGUGAUGAUUGCAGCCCUAGACUAUGGUCGGGAUGAGUUGGCAUUGUUUUGUCUUCAGGAGUUAAGAAGACAGUUUCCUGGCAGUCACAGAGUCAAGCGAUUAACGGGCAUGAGAUUUGAAGCCAUGGAAAGAUAUGAUGAUGCUAUACAACUGUAUGAUCGAAUUUUACAGGAAGAUCCAACUAACACUGCUGCAAGAAAGCGUAAGAUUGCCAUUCGAAAAGCCCAGGGGAAAAAUGUGGAGGCCAUUCGCGAACUGAAUGAGUAUCUGGAACAAUUUGUUGGAGAUCAAGAAGCCUGGCAUGAACUGGCAGAACUUUAUAUCAAUGAACAUGACUAUGCAAAAGCAGCCUUUUGUUUAGAGGAGCUUAUGAUGACAAAUCCACACAACCACUUAUACUGUCAGCAGUAUGCUGAAGUUAAAUAUACCCAAGGUGGACUUGAAAACCUGGAACUUUCAAGAAAGUAUUUUGCACAGGCAUUGAAACUGAACAACAGAAAUAUGAGAGCUUUGUUUGGGCUUUACAUGUCGGCAAGUCAUAUUGCUUCUAAUGCAAAAGCGAGUGCAAAAAUGAAAAAGGACAACAUGAAAUAUGCUAGUUGGGCAGCUAGUCAAAUAAACAGAGCUUAUCAGUUUGCAGGUCGAAGUAAGAAGGAAACCAAAUACUCUCUAAAGGCAGUUGAAGACAUGUUGGAAACAUUGCAGAUCACCCAGUCUUAAGGUUUCAAAAACUCUUUGACAUUAGAUUUCACAACUGCACAAUUGAACUUACUGGCCUGUGACUUAUUUACUAAAUGCCCAGUGCUAUUUAUAUUCUAAUUUUCUCUUAAGAAGGCAGUUACAAAGAUUGUGUUUAUAUAAACCUAAAAAUGCCUUUUACUGCUAAGCAGGUAGAUGGGGGAAUAUCCGAGGAAGAGAGAUUUAAGACUUACUGAUUGUAUACCACUCUCUCCAUAUCACAUAUAUAAUCAUUACUUUUAAACCGCAACCUGAUACAGAAAUAACCUUGUUAAAUAAACCAUUAUGAUUUAUUAAACUUGAAUAUAAGAUUGUAGCUUCAUUUUGUUAUAAUCAGUCUGUAGUUUUAGAACUCAAUUUCUAGUUAACUCCUCACUGAUAGGAAAUGCACCUCAUACAAAAUUGACAGCAGUAGAUUAUUUUGACUUUAUUUAUGGUGUCAGCUUGAAUUUUGCUUUGUCUUCUAGUGGGCUACUUAAUUCAUUUACAUGCUGAAAUGUUAUUCUGAUAAACUGUGGUUAAAAUAUGUCAUUCUGCAAGGUACAGUAGUAUCUCUUAGUAAAUUUUGUUUUCACUUAAGACAUAAUUGAGAUUUUUUGCCUAAAAAUACCUGAAAGUUAAUGUUUGGUAUAAUACUUAUAUUUAACCUUUUUACAAGUUAAACUUUAUAGUUUAGUGAACUUUAUAACUGUAAAUUACAUAAAAGAAUAUUUAAGGAUCAUAGAAAUUAACUGUGAAAAAAAUCACAUUACAGUGGCUUAUUUUUAGUUUGGGGGAAAGAAUGAGAAAAUCUAAAUUAUCUUUAGGGACAAAAGUAUAGUUCUCAUAUUCUGUCUCCUCCUUUAGUUAUAAUUACAAUAUAUUUUUCUCUUUUAAUAGUAAUUAAUCAUUGUGCUACCUUCAACCGUGUUUUACACAUUUCAGUAGAACAGAAAAGACUUUGAAAGUUAAAUACUUUAGCUGCAAAUAACCUUUUCAAAUAGACAGUUAUUUAUUCUGGACAAAUAAAUAUCGUUAAUAGUUUGCAAUUUAUAAAUGUUUAGAUUUUAAUUGUUUGUGUUAAUAUAUUGAGACUUCUGUGGACUGGUUACUGAUGUUUUUGGGCAAGUAGGGAUUGUGAAGGAUUUGACAACCUAGUGUUUAGAAAACUUUUGUCAAUAUCAGCUCCUUUUAAUGUUUUAAGUAAUUCUUUCUGUUAGUAAAUUAUUCUCCAUAUUUAGUCUAAUCUUCAGUGUUACAUAAUGUCUUUCAUUUUAUUCUGCCAAAAUAAUGAGCAGCUAUUAAAUACCUUUUGUUAAAAAGCUCUUCUAAUAGGAAAUUAACUGUUCCCCCCCUCUAAUUCUUUUUUUUUUUUUUUUUUAAGAUUUUAUUCAUUUACUUGAGAGGUAGAGUUACAGACAGUGAGAGGGAGAGACAGAGAGAAAGGUCUUCCUUCCGCUGGCUCACUCCCCAAAUGGCUGUAAUGGCAGGAGCUGUUCCGAUCUAAAGCCAGGAGCCAGGUGCCUCCUCCUGGUCUCCCAUGCAGGUGCAGGGCCCAAGCACGUGGGCCAUCCUCCACCGGCCUCCCAGACCACAGCAGAGAGCUGGACUGGAAGAGGAGCAGCCGGGACUGGAACUGGCACCCGCUUGGGAUGCUGGCGCCGCAGCCUGAGGACUAACCCACUGCGCCAUGGCACCGGCUCCAUGCCCCCCCUAAUUUUUGUUAUCACAAGGAUGUACUCUUUCUGUACAUGAGAUAGUAAUUGUGUCUCAACAUUAUCCAUUUCAACACUACUUAGGCUCUAAAGGAAAUAGUGUCUGCACAUUGUCCCGUUGCUUUUUCUCCUUCUCACCCCUGCUUGUCAAUCAAUAGAUUACUGUUUAAUUAAUAAUUGUAUGUGUGUGAGAAGUAACUUAGUGCCUCCAGUAGCUGUCAGCCUUAGUUUUCUCUAAUUUUCUGUAAUUUUUUUGCCAAAUUUUUUGAAGCACACUGUCAGUGUAAUUUAUUAAUAUCACCCUUAUAAACUUCAACUUCAAUGUUCUGAUAAUCCCAUGUGGCAGACAGUUGCCUUCAUUACUGUUAUUACCUCUAUUUCUUCGUUAACAGUACCCUAUUUUGUUUAGAUAGUAGCAAAGAUCUUACCUCAAAGAGAUGAGAACCCUACCACAGCCCCAGAAGAUAGAGCUCAGUUGAUCUGAAACAGAAAUAUUGGUUUCAUUCCUUUUGUUUGGUGAUUAUUAGUCCAAGGCAGAACUUCUUUUAAUAAAGGAAACAAACUAUAUGUUACUAUCCUGAGUGGUAGCUGCUUGCCAUGUAUUGAGUACUUCAGAUAUGGCUAGUACAACUGCAAAAUAGAAUUUUUAGUUUUUUAAAGUCUAAACAGCCACAGAUCACUAAAGGCUACCAUAUCACACAAUAUAGAUCCAAAAUGUGGGAUGACAUAAUUAGGCAAAUGAAAUGAAGAAAAGAUUGCUUGAAGGGCUUUCCUUUCAAAUGAAAAAGUCAAAGCUUUUUUGUAGUUGACAGUUUUUACCUGUUUUCUUCUUCUGACCAUAUGCCAGUGAGAGACUGAGAAGUACAACAGCCAUCUUUAAAACCAUGAGAUGACAAAUUUGAGAAUGAAGGUGCAUUUCAAAGAUAGGGUUGAAACAUUAGGGAGGUCCUGGCUCUUUGAUGGCUUUGUUGAAUGCCUGAACCAACAUGAACUGUUACCAACCUCUGUACUUAUCAUUACAUAAGAGAUAACUCUUGAUAUUUAAGAUACUGUAUUUGGGGUUCUUAUUACUUUAGCCAUGUAUGUGUCUGACUUAUAUAUCCAUUAUUCAACUAUUUUUAAUCCUGCAAAACUCUUAGUUUAGACUUGUCAGGAUUGAUAUUUCAGAAUGUUAAUUUGAAGCAAGAAGAUAAUCACAUAUAACAAAAGAAGUAAUAUCUUCCUACAGCUCAGCCCCUAGCAUUUUAAGUCAAUGUAGAAUGUUAACCAUAAAAAUAAUGCUGAUUUGGGAGCAGAGAGGAAUGUAGGAAAAAAAUAGCAAGGCAAGGCCAGUGUUUCAGAUGCUGGUGAACAUUUAGUUUAACUUUUUAACAGCAAAUAUUUAGAAGACUCUUUUCUUCUAAUCCACAGCCUGCUUACUCUCAAAAUAACUUAUGUGACUAAAUGCCAUAGAACCAUAUACUUUUAGAGGGGACAUUGAAGAUGAUUUGGUUGUACUCAGUCUUAAGAUGAAGAAUCUGAGGCUCAAAGAAAUUAAUGUCUUCUGUGACAGAGUGGAGACAGAGUCCAGUAUGUCAGGGAUUUUCAUUUCAGUACUUUUUCUAGUACCCUCUGAUGUGUAUGUCUGUUUUGUGAUAGGGUGUUCCCAUUUUAGGGUGACUAGAAUGAGGACCAGACAUAUGCAGGGGUCAUAGCUUGUUAACAGAACAAGAAGUGGUAUUCACAUUGUCUGAUUUGUAAAACAAUGUUUUCAUUAAUAAAGUCAAAAUUUUAUUUUCAUUUAAAUUGAAUUUAACUUAUUUAAGGUGUUUCAUUUAUAAUCACUGUGAAGAGUAUUUUAGAAUACUUAGAUGUACUGUAUACCUCUUUUGCUUUGAAUCUUUGAUGUAUCCUUUCUCCCUUAUGACCCCUGGGUUAUCUUUUAAUAUAGGCUGAAUUGUGUUCUCCCAAAGUUUGUGUAUUAAAGUCUUAACCCCUAGUA
Lepus europaeus (European hare) is the source of this 4638-nucleotide messenger RNA. It is a transcript of the gene EMC2, whose product is annotated as ER membrane protein complex subunit 2. Bases 52 to 945 code for a protein of 297 amino acids. The record is from RefSeq and is a predicted model, not a curated record. Gene Ontology annotation, biological process: protein folding in endoplasmic reticulum. Gene Ontology annotation, molecular function: protein binding. Gene Ontology annotation, cellular component: EMC complex. Lineage: Eukaryota; Metazoa; Chordata; Mammalia; Lagomorpha; Leporidae. The transcript is spliced from 11 exons.